This is a messenger RNA of Acanthoscelides obtectus, 264 nucleotides long. The record is from the annotation of a GenBank genome assembly. Lineage: Eukaryota; Metazoa; Arthropoda; Insecta; Coleoptera; Chrysomelidae.
AUGAAGUGCGCUAUUUUCAUAUUCGCGGUGAUAAGCUGCCUAGUAAUGUGCAGUGUGGAGUCAGUUCCAGCACCUCUGCCACAACCCUUGGGUUUCUGGGACCUGUUCGGAUAUGGAGGAGGUUCCUCAACGUCUAGUCGAAGACAAGCAAGGAGAUACAAUUCAGAAGGAGGGGGGCAGAGAUACAAGGAGAUAUGCAGAGUGCAUCAGAGUGAUGCUUAUACUUAUCCUGGGAGCGUCGGUAGUGUCAUUUGUCCUUAUUAG